AUGAGCACGUCCACGCAAGAUAAAAAUGAUGAUCUCGUUCAGAGCGUCGCGGGUGUGACUUCUGACGAUCAAACCAAUGCUGCCGAACGGCGAGCCAAGGGUGAAUUUGUGAGAGGCAUCAGUACAGCUCGAAACUGGAUAUCCGGCGAACAAGGCGCCAUGUUCCCUCCAGCCAAGGAUCGCUAUCACCUCUACGUCGCCUAUAAUUGUCCCUGGUGUCAUCGUGUCCUGUUGGGCAGAGCCAUUAUGGGAUUGGAAGAUGUCAUCACAGUGGAUGUUUGCUUUCCCAAUCGCUCCAACGAAGACGAACCCAGGGGUCCCAACUUGUGGAAAUUCUGUCCGGAAGGACAAACAUCACCCAUGAAUACAGGAGCCUUUAUCAAGUUUGACGAAUGUACCGAUGACACUGUCAAUGGCAAACGGUACAUCAAGGAAAUUUAUGAACUGGCAGGGAUUGACGAUCAAAAAUCAGUGCCAAUCUUAUUCGACAAGCAAACCAAAACAGUUGUGAGCAACGAAAGCGCUGAAAUCCUGAGAAUGAUGGGUACUGUCUUGAAACCAUUGGCCAGUCGUCCGGUAGAUCUUUAUCCGGCAGAAGUCGCCGCUGAAAUCGACCAUCUCAACGAUUGGAUCUACAAAGAAAUCGCCAAUGGCAGCUACAAGGCUGGAUUCUCUUCCAACCAGGAAACCUACGAAACUGCCUACAAAACCUUCUUUGCAGCUCUCCAAAAGCUGGACGAAGAGGUGCUGUCAAAAUCAGCUUUUCUGGCGGGAGAUCAUGUCACGGAAGCUGACAUUCGUCUAUUUCCAGCUCUCUUUCGAUUUGAUCCAAUCUACUACUCACGGUUCAAACUGAAUCAGUCCUUCUUGUGGGAGUACCCCAAUGUUUGGAAAUGGAUGUCUCGUAUGAUGAACUUGGAAGGAAUGGAACCGGUGUCCAAUGCGGCUUAUCUGCGCCAUUGUAAGCAGGGUUACUUUGGUCGAACUGGAAAUGGAACCGUUCCUGUGGGGCCGCUUGGAUACCCAGAAUGCUACAAGAGCCCUUCACCACCCUUUGCCAAACAAUCUUAG
Molecule: messenger RNA, 1071 nt
Organism: Seminavis robusta
Lineage: Eukaryota; Bacillariophyta; Bacillariophyceae; Naviculales; Naviculaceae
Source: the annotation of a GenBank genome assembly